ACCCCCUGGAGUGCAAAGCAAUUGAAAUUUGUCAAAGUUAGCAAACUGGUGUGCCACACUAACAAUGAACAAAGCUGUUUCCUCCGAUUUCAGAAAAGGUGAAGAAUUUGGGUUUGUUCUUUGAAUUCAACUGAGCUUCAAAAUAUGUUAUGUCUUCAAAUUUGUUCAAAACCACAUCAAUAAUUGUGGCAGCUGUAAGAGCAGGACAAAUAGUGUCUGCUCGCAAGAUGUUCGACGAAAUGCCCAUUAGAGAUACAGUUGCUUGGAAUGCGAUGCUCACAUCUUAUUCUCAUCUGGGUAUUUACCCAGAAGUGUUUUCGCUGUUUCGGAAGAUGAGAAUUGCUAAUACAAAGCCUGAUCAUUUCACAUUUACUGCUACUCUAAGUGCUUGUUCUGGUGCAGGAGAUGUGAAAUAUGGUUCUGCAAUUCAUGGUUUAGUAGUUAUUUCUGGGUGUCAGAAUUCACUUCCUGUUGGUAAUUCUCUUAUUGAUAUGUAUGGAAAAUGUAUGAUUCCUUACAGUUCUGAGAAAGUGUUCGAGGAGAUGCAACUGCGGAAUGUAGUAUCAUGGUGCUCACUUCUGUUUUCCUAUACAAAUGCUGGUCAUUUAGGUGUUGCUGCAGAAGUAUUCAGCCGUAUGCCGGAAAGGGUUGAAAUAUCUUGGAACAUAAUGAUUGCAGGUCAUGCGCGGCAUGGAGACUGUGAGUCGUGUUUGAAUUUGUUUAGACAAAUGAGAGAAAAUGGCGGUUGUCCUGAUCAAUGGACUUUGAGUGCCCUCGUAAACUCGUGUGUUGGAAGGGAGGAAACCAAAUUUGGACGCAUGAUCCAUGCUUUUGUGACUAAAAGCGGAUGGUAUACUUCUGUUGAAGUGCAAAACUCAAUUUUAACCUUUUAUACUGAGUCAGAAUCUCGCGAUGAUGUUAGCAAGGCCCUUCAGUCCAUGGACUGCUGGAAUCAGGUUUCCUGGAAUUCUGUCAUUGAUGCUCAUAUGAAAAUGGGGAAUACCCAUGAUGCAUGGAUUCUGUUUCAGCAUAUGCCAGAAAAGAAUGUUGUUUCCUGGACAUCGAUGGUUGCUGGAUAUGCUAGAAAUGGACAGGAAUCAGAAGCUAUUUGGCUGUUUGUUCAUAUGAUGAGAGAUUCUGUUAAACCUGACGAGUUAGCGUUUGGUGCAUUCUUCCUUGCAUGUUCUGGUUUGGCUUUACUUGGGCAUGGUUUGAUGAUACAUGGAUGCUUGAUACGGCAUGGUUUCCGUGCCUCUGUAUAUGUAGGGAAUGGUUUGGUUAAUAUGUAUGCUAAAUGUGGAGACUUACCAGGAGCAAGUAGAGCAUUUGGUGAUGUCGUCAGCAAAGAUUUAGUGUCAUGGAACACAAUGUUGUUUGCAUAUGGGUUGCAUGGACGGGCCAACCAAGCCCUGCAGCUUUAUGAAGAAAUGUUGGCACAAGGGAAUAGACCAGAUGUUGUGACAUUCAUUGGUUUACUAAUGACUUGCAGCCACGCUGGUCUUGUUGAGGAUGCUCAAUUUUUUCUGGAUUCUAUGUCAUCAGUUUAUGGCCUAUCUCAUGAAAUGCAUCAUGUAGCAUGUAUAUUGGAUUUGCUUGGGCGUGGAGGAUUUUUAAAAGAAGCCAGAUCAUUAGCUAAGGGAGUAAAAGCUUUCAAGGGAAAGUCAUCUGAAACAAUGCUUGGAGCAUGUUCCAUAAACUUAGACGUACCAUUAGCAAAAGAAAUUGGGGAUGAUUUGAUUAUAAUAGAGCCUCUUGAUGAGAUGAGUUAUGUUUUGAUGUCAAAUUUCUAUUGUGCUAGUGGGCAGUGGAAAAAAGCUGAGACGGUAAGGAAGAUUAUGGCUGAUCAAGGAGUAAAGAAAACGCCUGGAUGUAGUUGGAUUGAGUUAAAAAAUGAAUCGAUAAGUUUUGUUUCAGGAGAUUUUUCACACCCAUACAUGGGCAAGAUGUGUAAGAUACUAAGCAAUCUUGAACUUGAAUUGAGAUAUCCAUGCAUUUUGAAUUGCAACAGUUAAAAUUUUU
Messenger RNA from Chenopodium quinoa (quinoa), 2019 nucleotides. Its product is annotated as pentatricopeptide repeat-containing protein At2g36980, mitochondrial-like. The coding region runs from base 150 to 2012 and encodes 620 amino acids. The record is from RefSeq and is a predicted model, not a curated record. Gene Ontology annotation, biological process: RNA modification. Gene Ontology annotation, molecular function: protein binding; RNA binding. The transcript has a single exon. NCBI's taxonomy places the organism in Eukaryota, Viridiplantae, Streptophyta, Magnoliopsida, Caryophyllales, Amaranthaceae.